This is a messenger RNA of Wyeomyia smithii (pitcher-plant mosquito), 1957 nucleotides long. RefSeq names its product FAST kinase domain-containing protein 4. Gene Ontology annotation, molecular function: RNA binding. The transcript has 6 exons. Gene Ontology annotation, cellular component: mitochondrial matrix; ribonucleoprotein granule. Lineage: Eukaryota; Metazoa; Arthropoda; Insecta; Diptera; Culicidae. The record is from RefSeq and is a predicted model, not a curated record. Bases 182 to 1897 code for a protein of 571 amino acids. Gene Ontology annotation, biological process: mitochondrial RNA processing; regulation of mitochondrial mRNA stability.
UAUACUUCAGAUUCAUGGAGAACAGAACCGCAGCACAGUGCUAGACGAAAACGGACGUCAAGAAAUGGAAAGAAGUUUAGUUUUUUGAAAAGUUUACUAGCGUUGGUUUAUUCAGCAAUUGCUUUGCGUGAUUCAUCGAGUAGAAUCCUCACGGUAUUUAUUUUGUUAAUAGCUAAUCAAGAUGUUAAGUUUGUACAGAUUCAGUCGAAGCACUGGAUUUCGCAUCAUGAAACGUAACUUUAGUGCUCCUGUAGCUCCCUUUGCUUCUCACGUCACACCUGAUGAAGGCAAGAUCGAGGAUAAUAAAAAAUCCGAUGUUUCCGUACGGCAAACUCAACACGCAAAGUCGCUGGGAGAUCAACACAUAACCAAAAAUCCGAUAGUUGCCGCUGCUUUUGCAUCAUUGUUGCAUGAAAAUCGACUGUCUGGUAAAACUACAACGGUGAUUUCCAACGGCAUUGAUGAAAAAAUCUUCAACGCUAGUACAGUGAAUGAUCUCCUGGCAAUUCCUGGUCGAGCGAAAGUAUCUCGUAAGCAAGCUUUGAAGAUUGUUUCAAUAUUGGCCGAAUGGAGUUCUAUAAAAAAGGUGAAACUGUCGGAAUUUGAGAAUGAUUCUCGGUUCAUACAGUUAUGCAACGUAUUAGGCAGGACCAGUAACCGAAAUAACGGCACCUUAAAUAAGUCAUCGUUUACCAUCAACCGAACUACUGGAUCAAACUUACAUGUUGAUGAUCUACAAACGGUGCUAGGUGUUACAGCGAACGAUGAAGCGGCGAAACUGAUUGCGGGAUUAACGAUGUCACAAAUGAUUAAGGUUAUGACUUCUUUGGCUCAAAAAAAGAAAAGAAGCACUCCGUUGCUCCGUUCACUUGCAUUCAACAUAAGCAGUUCAUCCAGUCAGCUCAAUCUGAAAGAGUGCGGCGAUUUACUGUAUGCCAUGGCAAACCUGAAUUUUCGUGACUCAGUGUUAGCUGCUAAAGUUUGCACCGACGUAGAAGCUGGAUUAGCAGAAAAUGAAGAUAAGCCCGGAUCAGUUGGGUCUAUUCUAACCAGUUUAAGCCUUUUGCGGUACCGGGAUACUGCAAUAUUGGAUGUGCUUUCGGAUUGGAUUGUUUCAAAAAGCGAAAUUUGCAAACCGGCUCAUGUAGGCACUUUCUUGCUGUCGUUAGCCACAUUGAAUUAUGAACCAAACAAUAUGGACAAUGUGCAGGAAAAGUUGGUCAAUCAUCUAAUGCAAAGCGAUUUUAUUAAAUCGGUUGAUUGGUUGAACACGGUGUGGUCUCUGGCUGUACUUAACUGUGUUUCACAGCAGCAGUUGGUUUCUGUGUUGAAUUCGAGUUUUAUAUCUUGCUUGGAAAAGGAACGUAGCGGUGAACUAUCUCCCGCUAUCAAGAUGAAACUCCUGAAUCUUAACGCAGUUGCUAAUAACGUUGUCAGAAGUGAUUCUGAUUUUAGCACAUUGAAUCCAAAUGACCCUAAGUUGUUUGUUCCUAUUGAAUGUUCGAAAAGCAAACGUGUAUUGAUUACUGGAAUGUUGGAUGCACUUAAAAGUCUUCUUCCGUCGGAAAAUCAUGUUCGGAUUAAUCAGAGAACAACCAUGGGAUUCGCUAUUGAUGCAGAAUGCGUGCUGGAUUCGAGGUGCUUACCGCUGGCAGUCGACAAAGAACACGCGGAUGCCAAACGGAUCGCCUUACUUGUGCACGAUUAUCAUGACAUGUGCCAGGGACCGCACCCGUCAUUAAACGGGGUUCAAGCUCUAACCUGCCGCUUGCUGGAAAAAAGUGGCUAUUCAGUACUAUCGAUUCCCUACAGUGAGUUCAAUACCAGCGACAAACUACUGAAGCGAGUAGAGUAUUUACAAAAAAGGUUCAAAACUCUCGUUAGUCUGAGAGUAUAGGUGAUUAUUUUACCAAAAUAUAGAAUUCCAAAUACACGUGGAUUGCAGUUAGUGCACUAA